Molecule: messenger RNA, 1467 nt
Organism: Colletotrichum navitas
Lineage: Eukaryota; Fungi; Ascomycota; Sordariomycetes; Glomerellales; Glomerellaceae
Product: high-affinity nicotinic acid transporter
Exons: 5
Coding region: 1-1467 (488 amino acids)
Biological process (GO): transmembrane transport
Cellular component (GO): membrane
Molecular function (GO): transmembrane transporter activity
Source: RefSeq, a predicted model, not a curated record
AUGGAACCUGAUAGUGCGUUGAAGUCUGAAAAAACGGCUCGUUCCGAGUCGAUUCAGCUUGCCGAGUCACAAGCUUUUGAUGAAAAGUCAACGAAGAAGCUUUUGAGAAAAUUGGAUUGGCAUAUCAUUCCGUUCAUGAGCCUGAUCUAUUUACUAUGCUUCCUCGACCGUACGAACAUCGGCAAUGCCAGACUGGACCACCUGGAACAAGAUCUGAAACUACACGGUAUUCAGUACAACGAUUGCCUUGCAAUUCUGUUUCCAUUUUACAUCGCGGCCGAGAUUCCGAGCAACAUGAUGAUGAAGCGCUUCAGGCCAUCCAUAUGGCUGACGUUCAUAAUGGUUUGUUGGUCUGCGUCAAUGAUAGGUCAAGGAUUCGUCAAGGGCUACUCGGGACUCAUGGCCACGCGAGUCUUCCUCGGCAUCUUCGAAGGGGGGUUGUUCCCCGGAGUCAACUACUACAUCACGCAGUGGUACUGUAGACACGAAUGUGGCUUCCGGAUGGCUUUAUUCUUCUCCGCCGCAACGCUUGCCGGUGCUUUCGGUGGCAUACUUGCUCGCGGGAUUGCAGAGAUGCACGGCGUCGGCGGUCUUUCGGCCUGGAGCUGGAUAUUCAUAUUAGAGGGAAUACUAAGUAUUUUGGUGUCUUUCACGGCGUACUGGGCGAUCUAUGACUAUCCGGCAACGGCUCAGUUCCUUGAUGAGAAGGAGCGCUCCGAAGUCCAAAGACGGCUGCAAGAAGAUUCAGGUCACUUGUCAAACGAAUUCAACGUCAAAUAUGUGUGGCAGGCAAUCAAGGACUGGAAGAUUUACAUUCACAUGCUUAUUUGCAUGGCAGGCUUCUGUCCCAUUUACUCCUUCGCCCUCUUCUUGCCAACGAUUAUCAAGAACAUGGGUUACACAUCCAACAACGCACAGCUGAUGUCUGUACCGCCGUAUUGCUUUGCCUGUGUUUUUACUAUCGUUGCUAGCUGGUACGCCGAUAAGGUCAGGCAACGUGGAAUCUUUUUGUUGGGCUUCCAGCUGGUCGCCAUCCUAGGCUUCGGGCUAUUGGUUGGUACAAGCAAGUCCUCUGCGCAAUAUGCAGGGACUAUCUUCGCUGCAAUUGGAAUAUACCCUCAGAUCCCCCUUGGUCUUGCUUGGAACAGCAGCAACAUCGGAGGCAGUCUCAAGCGUGGUACAGGCAUAGCGAUGCAGGUUAUGGGAGGCAACUGCGGUGGCAUCAUUGCGUCUUACGUCUAUCUCAGCCGUGAUGGACCCCGAUACACCACGGGUCACAGCAUUCUCAUUGGCUUCGUCAGCAUGGCAUUCUUCUUGACACUUUUUAUGACCGUUUGGUGUCGGAAGGAAAACGCCCGCCGGGGUCUUGUUGCCAGCGGCGUAGGAGCGCAAGAGCUCACCGAGGAACAAAAGGCACUUGAGGCUGAGCUUGCUGAUAAUGUGCCAUGGUUUAGAUACACGGUCUGA